Molecule: messenger RNA, 1874 nt
Organism: Hypoxylon fragiforme
Lineage: Eukaryota; Fungi; Ascomycota; Sordariomycetes; Xylariales; Hypoxylaceae
Exons: 1
Coding region: 18-1262 (414 amino acids)
Source: RefSeq, a predicted model, not a curated record
UCAGCAGCGUCAACGAAAUGAUGGUAAGCCUAUCUCAUUCGUUUCCCUUUGAUUAUAACGGACCAUCACUUAUAGCAUUAGAAUCAUGGGUUGAGGUCUGCUCUCACCCUUCCUCGUCCUCGGUAUCCUCUAUCGGAGAUGAAAUCAUCACUACCGGCCUGCAAGUUGGCUCGUCCUAUGACGCUCGAAGACGACGACGUUUACACCCGCAGUCUUAUGCGCGCUCCGACCCACGCCAGCCCACUUUUGUCGCCCGCCCGGUUGGCCAGACUGGUGCGGGUAGUAGUCAGGAAGAGUACGACGAGAGCGAAAGCGAAGAAGACCAUAUCUUGACCAGUUCUGCCGAGAUAAUUGUUGCUCCCGAAUCUACUCGCAACAAUCCUCGACGUCAAGGCUCCCAAGCCCAAGCGAUCGAACCCGACUCGAGCGAUGACGAUGAUGACCAUGCGACGGCACUGGGAAGACGAGCUCCCGAGCCAUUCCAACCCCAGCCAAAUGCAUUCUCGCAUCCACCUUCGCACUUGACCCAUCGUCACUCGGCAAAUUCAGCUCUUGCCUCACACCCCCAUCAUCCUUCUUUCAGUCAACGGUCUAGCACGCGCAUCGACCGUCGUGGUCCCAAUCUCAUGUCGCCAAACUACCAAGCUGACAAUGACGCUGCUCUUCGCGCUAGUUUGACGACCCUUCUUAGCUGUGCUGCUGCUGCGGGCAAGCGAACACAGGAUGGAGACAAAAUUAUGGGUGAACGUUCUGGAGUGGCUACUAGCAAUCAGCCCGUUGAACUACGUUUUGUUGCUGAGAGCGAGUUGGAUGCCCCAGCCCCAGCGCCAACGCGAGGCCGAACACGAGGAAAUGGCCCAUCUCCUAGAACGGGCCAGCCAGCAACUACAUCCCGUGAACAUGCUGGUGAGAAGGUUAAGCGAGCGGCUACACCCACGACUGGCACUAAAUCGCCUCGCGUGACCAAGAAGAAGAGGACGAAUGUGGCUGCUGGCGAGGAAACCUUUAUCAGUCCAACCCUUCUGACUUGGGUGGUUAGCGCUGGCGUCGUAGUGCUGGUCUCUGUUGUCGGCUUCGGAGCGGGCUACGUGAUCGGAAGAGAAGUCGGCCGCCAAGAGACUUUGAACGGUUUGGGCACUGUCGGUAACGCAAGUGCUGCGAUUGAUGGGGGUAGUUGUGGUAGAGAGGCCCUCCGUAGCGGUGGUGGAACUCUGAGGAGAUUCCGUUGGGGCACCGCUAUAGGAAGGAGUGCCAUGGCAUGAUUGGUUUGUUCCAACUGACGCUGCUCUAGACUUGGUACAUGAGUUUUUGGAAUCAAGAUGUGAGCGGAUUGGCAUGCUAAGGCAUCACGAAUCGACGACUUGCAGUUCAAUACACCCUACGCAUUUCGGUAGUUGGUGGUUGGAAUGAUGCUCGCUGAAAUACGAAAUUAGGACCCUCAGUUUAAUCGUCAUGGUCAUCGUCGUCGUCGGUGUUCCAAGCGUUUCUGAAAUUUAGCGAGAGGACGGAGAGAGAGAGAGAGAGAUCGAGGUCAUAACCACGAGCAUAUUAUUACCCUGUACGUGAGAGGAGUUUGGGUUCAUCUAUUCUUGGGAAGGUUAUCUGUUUGGGGCCAUUUGACACGAAGCUAUAUACACUUUUUUUUUUUUUUUUUUAGCUGCGGGACGGCAGCGUAGGUACCUAGCGAGCACGAUAUUAUAGGAUUUAAUAUGACUUUGAUUUUAUUUUUCGACUUCGUUCGUUUGAGGGUGAGGGUAUCAUGGGUGUGUUUCUCUCGUUUUUCAAACUGGUAUCGACCUAGGUAGUUAGACGCUGAGAUAGGGGUAACGCACCAAAUCUUUCUUUUGAGGAAUCUCGAGGUAAACAUAGACAUG